This is a messenger RNA of Rhizophagus irregularis DAOM 181602=DAOM 197198, 1644 nucleotides long. Lineage: Eukaryota; Fungi; Glomeromycota; Glomeromycetes; Glomerales; Glomeraceae. The record is from RefSeq and is a predicted model, not a curated record.
AUGGAAUUGGUGCGAUGCAAUUCUUGGAAGCAUUCCGAUAUAAAAUGGCUCAAAGCAACAAUAAAGAUUCAGGAAUUGAAGAAAAUAAAGCUCUUGCAAGGUGGGAAUCUCAUCAAGAUGAAGUUGAUUAUCUUAUUAGCAGAAAAACAACAAAAAGUAUUUUCGAUGAUGUGGAAAAUUAUUAAUUCAAAUGGAAUUAUUCGAGUCUAUGGAUUUACAAAAGAUCCAGAUACUUCAAAUUAUAUGUUAAUAAUGCAAUAUGCAAAUAGAGGUAACUUAAGAGGGUGCCUGAUAGAAAUAGCGAAUAAUUGGCAACAAAAAUUAUAUACGUUGCAUAAAAUUGUUAUGGGUCUUAAUACUAUUCAUAAAAAUGGUCUUAUUCAUUAUAACUUUCAUGAUGGUAAUAUUUUAUGUGAAUAUAAUGGAUCUAAAUAUGAAAUUUAUAUUAGUGAUUAUUUAGGAUCAUAUCAACUUGCAAAAUCUUUUUUAAAAAAAGAUUAUAUUUAUGGUAUUAUACCAUUUAUGGCACCUGAAGUUUUAAGAGGCAAACCUUAUUCUCAAGCUAGUGAUAUAUUUAGUUUUUCUAUAAUUAUGUGGGAAUUUACAUCUGGAAUUUUACCAUUUAAUGAUAAAGCACACGAUUUUCAACUUGCUUUAAGUAUUUGUAAAGGUGAACGACCUGAAAUUAUUGAAAAUACUCCACAAUGUUAUGUAGAUUUGAUGAAAAAAUGUUGGGAUGAGGAUCCAUCAAAAAGACCAUCUGCAUCAUAUAUUUUAAAUAUUAUUAAAAAAUGGAUUACCCGUUCUGUAGUUAUUAAUGAAGAGUUAAAAAGCAAUAUUAUGGAAUUUACAAAUGCACCAAUUAAGCAUAAUAAUCAAAUUGUAGAAUCUCAUCCACAAGUAUGUUAUACGAGUCAUUUACUUGAUUUUACUAGUGAAGAAUUAAAUGAAAGUCUAGAAGGAUUUAAAGGAUUGAAAUUUCUUGAGUUGAAACAAAAAGAUGAUGAUGCUGAGCAGGAACUUCCUAAAUUAGAAGUGAUUGCUGAAACUAAUUAUCAAAAAAAAGAAGCUAAACAAAAAGAGUUAGAUGAGCUCCAACAAGAAUUAUCAAGAACUUCAGCUUCUUAUGAUGCUAAUAGGAAAAAAAAGGUUCUUAAUCAAGUUAAUAAAUUUCUGAAAGCCAAGGGUGGCUUUCUAACUUUACGAGAAGAAGCAAUUAAAAAAUUGCAAAAUUGUCUAGAAAGCUUUAUUAAUAAAGAAGGAAAUACUAUUGGCUCUACCAGAGAUUUGAAAACCUCUAACUUGGCUGACAAAUACACUAAAGAAUUUCAAUAUAUUCUUGUAAAAUAUAAUGAUGGAUUAUUAGAGUUGAACAAAAAUUAUUAUUCGUUAGAGAAUAUUGUUCAAGAAAAUAAAGAGUUGGAAGUUAGUCUUAUGAUUGAAAAUAUUCUUAAGUUGUAUUCUUUUAAUCUUGAUAAAUACAAAAUUUUUAAAUUUGCUACUAAUUCUCAGGAAGGAACUAGAAUUCAAUUAAAUUCUAAUAUGAUGGCUGAAGAUAUAAAUUCAUUAAGAAAGAAUUUGAAUGAAUUGAAAUUAGAAUUAGAACAAGAAAAAAAAGAAUUAAGAAAUUUAGCAGCAGAUUAG